AUGCACCUCACUGAUUUUAUAGAGAGCAGAUAUUGUCAAGGACUGAGAUUACGACAGGUGGAUAUGAUCCAGGAUGGCAUAGCCGGAAGCUCAGCAACACUGAGCAAAAUGACAAAGAAGCUAAGAAUGGUCUGUAAAAGAGCUUUGAGAAAGUACAAGAGAAAGACAGGACAGUUUGUGGGGGGCAGGACAGAGUUUGUCAUUAUAGAUGAAAGCAACUUCCGUCACAAAAGAAAGUAUAGACGAGGAAGAGCUGGCGAAACAUGGAGAAGAAAAAAGUGGGUCUUUGGUAUCUUGGCCAUUAAGGGUGAUAGAAGACGACCAAUUUUGCGGCUUGUUGAAAAGCACUCAAGAAAUCAUCUGAUUCCAGUGAUAACAAGACACGUUCGCCAGGGAUCAACCAUCUUGAGUGACGAAUGGAAACCCUACAAGAGAGCUCUGACCACACUUGGAUACACUCACUACACUGUGAAUCAUAGCAGGUGGUUUGUUGACCCAGUUCAUGGAGGCCACACCCAGAAUAUAGAACGAGCAUGGUCAACAUAUAAAAACCAGGUCUGGAGGUUGAGAGGCAAUAGGACAGAAAAGCUGUUGAAGGAACACUUGACAUGCAUUGAGUGGACAUACUGGCUUGGACACAGCCACCGUGAUGGUCCUCUAGGACGUUUGCCAUCAAGCACAUCUUACCCUCACAUGAUCCUCCUCCUGCCACCCAUCCAUCGAGGGCCGGCCAACAGCCUGCUCGUCGCUGUGGUCGCCCCCCCUGCGUCCUCCACUGCAGCUCUGUCCCGCGCUGAGACGACAUCAAAACCGGCACGUCGAGCUCUACGCAGGAAGCUCCCCCCAUGUCACAGGCUGGCGCUAAGUCCUCAAAGAAGACCUGCCUGA
Sinocyclocheilus anshuiensis is the source of this 888-nucleotide messenger RNA. RefSeq lists its product as uncharacterized. NCBI's taxonomy places the organism in Eukaryota, Metazoa, Chordata, Actinopteri, Cypriniformes, Cyprinidae. The transcript is spliced from 5 exons. The record is from RefSeq and is a predicted model, not a curated record. Bases 1 to 888 code for a protein of 295 amino acids.